GAAUAGGUGUAAUUGUAAUGUUUCAUAAUUCCAGAGUUGUCAGAAGUUUUCCUUCCUCGCGAUUCUCCCCUGUCAAAAUCCCCCAAAAAUGAAACCCUAAUUCAGCAAAUUAACGACACUCAAAUCCCGAGUAUUGUUUGGCUCCUAAUUCAGAUCCAUCCUUUUCUUAAUUGUACAAACAAAUGGAUGGGAACAAAGACGACGCUUUGAAAUGCUUGAAGAUAGGUAAGGACGCACUGCAAUCAGGUGAUACAACUCGUGCUUUAAAGUUCAUCACCAAAGCUCGCCGCCUCGAUCCUAGUCUCCCCGUCGACGAUCUCUUAUCGUCAAUAGAGAAGGAUUCGACUUCCGAUCAAACUUCUGCGACUACUAAUGGGCCCACGAGCACGACCAAUGAAUCUAAAGUUCGUCAGCGGGUUCCCUCAACUGGGCCGUCUUCAUCUGCCUCUGCUACCGCCUCAUCAUCCUCAGCCACCUAUACCGAGGAGCAAAUCACGAUCGUGAGGCAAAUCAAGAAGAAGAAAGAUUACUAUGAAAUUUUGGGAUUGGAGAAAACUUGCUCUGUUGAAGAUGUUCGAAAAGCUUAUCGGAAAUUGUCCCUUAAAGUUCAUCCUGAUAAGAACAAGGCUCCCGGAGCUGAAGAAGCUUUUAAAGCUGUCUCCAAGGCAUUCCAGUGUUUUAGCAAUGAAGAAAGCCGGAAGAAGUAUGAUCUGACUGGAAGCGACGAGCCUGUUUAUGAGAGACGUGCUUCGAGGCAUCAUGGAGGGCAGGGAGGAUUUAAUGGGUAUUAUGAUGAUUUUGAUCCGGACGAGAUUUUCAGGCAAUUCUUCUUUGGAGGAAUGCCCCCUGCAACCACCCAGUUUAGAAGUUUCAAUUUUGGGGGAGGCAUGGGCCCGAGAACAGGUGAUAAUGCAUCUGGGUUUAAUAUGCGUGCAUUGAUUCAGUUGCUGCCUGUCCUCGUCAUCUUGCUUUUGAACUUUUUGCCGUCUUCAGAGCCACUUUAUUCGCUCUCCAGGUCAUAUCCUUAUGAGUACAGGUUUACCACUCAGAAGGGGGUUAAUUUUUAUGUGAAGAGCACCAAAUUUGAGCAGGAUUAUCCACACGGUAGCCAGCAAAGGGCUACUCUGGAAGGGAAAGUGGAGAGGGAUUAUAUGUCUGUUCUUGCACAGAAUUGCAGGUUUGAGUUGCAGAGGCAGCAGUGGGGUUUUAUACGGGAGACUCCUCACUGUGAAAUGUUGCAGCAGUUUCAGUCUGGUGCAUCAGCAGCCUGAUGAAUUGGAAUUGAGAUGCUCGUCUGGUACAACUGGUUCAAAUAUAAUUUUAAAGAGUACAUGGAGCAUUGGAAUUUAUGGAGAAAAUGAAGGAUAAUAGUUGUGAUUUUUCAGAUUCAAAAUACUAUCAAAUCUGGAUCUUCUGUAUACCUUUCUCCCCUUUUACAUGUGGUGCUACGGACUUCUGGCCUCUUGUACAUGCUUAAUGAGUCUUCCUUAGAAUAGCUUGUGUUCUAACUUGAGUUUACUUUGUGGUGAGAAAAUGUUUUGAGUUCCGGCUGAAUUGUUGAAAUAGCAGCUUCAUUACACCAUUUGUGUUAGGGUACACGUUUAUCCACUUCAUUCUGUGAUACCUUCUACUCUUUUGAAUCCAUGAUGUUUUCAGAUUACCUUACUGUAGAAUAUUUAUUAUUUUAUUUCUAUUUAUAUGCUGAUGUUGGCCAUACCUAGCUGCUAUAGAGGUUCUGCUGUGAAGAUAUUUGGCAGGAUUUGGAUUUUUAUUUAUGGGUUAUUCAUGGAUCAUGGUGGCAACUACUUGUAUUGGUUCGUUGCUUAAUUUGAUGGAAAUAACAAAGUUACAUUCACUUCUUAUUUUA
This is a messenger RNA of Manihot esculenta (cassava), 1867 nucleotides long. Its product is annotated as chaperone protein dnaJ 49. Gene Ontology annotation, molecular function: Hsp70 protein binding. Lineage: Eukaryota; Viridiplantae; Streptophyta; Magnoliopsida; Malpighiales; Euphorbiaceae. The coding region runs from base 183 to 1271 and encodes 362 amino acids. The transcript has 3 exons. Gene Ontology annotation, biological process: cellular response to misfolded protein. Gene Ontology annotation, cellular component: endoplasmic reticulum membrane. The record is from RefSeq and is a predicted model, not a curated record.